Triticum dicoccoides is the source of this 2591-nucleotide messenger RNA. Its product is annotated as serine/threonine-protein kinase Nek3-like. The transcript is spliced from 13 exons. Gene Ontology annotation, biological process: protein phosphorylation. Gene Ontology annotation, molecular function: protein serine/threonine kinase activity; ATP binding. NCBI's taxonomy places the organism in Eukaryota, Viridiplantae, Streptophyta, Magnoliopsida, Poales, Poaceae. The record is from RefSeq and is a predicted model, not a curated record. Bases 382 to 2232 code for a protein of 616 amino acids.
GCGAGCACGGCCGGCCGUCCAUCCCUCCAUAGCCAGAGCGCACUACAGGCUUUCUCCCUCUCUAAAAAUGGAAGGCAGGUAAGGCGACGAAGAGCACAGCCUGUUCAACAAUUCAUCACCAGUCGAGGUAUCGAUUACUGCCCUCCAUCAGUUUUGCUUCGGCUUUUCUCUUCUUCAUUCCAGCUAGAAUCGAAUUCGUCUUUUGGCGUGGUCCGUGGAAAUCUUCUCCGAUUUCCUUGGGUGUUUUUUUCUUGCGAUUCCCCUUUCAGGGCCGUUUGUUUCUCGGCAGGGAAGAAGCCAUUCUGUUUGGGCUGAAUCGGAUCAGGGAAGAAGAAGAAGAAGAAGAAGAAGAAGAAGAAGAAGAAGAAGAAGAAGAAGAAGAUGGAUCAGUACGAGGUGCUGGAGCAGAUUGGGAAGGGCUCCUUUGGCUCUGCGCUCCUGGUCAGGCACAAGGUUGAGAAGAAGAGGUAUGUCUUGAAGAAGAUCCGGCUCGCCCGCCAGACCGCCAGGUGCCGUCGAUCCGCGCACCAAGAGAUGGAGCUAAUCGCGAAAGUAAGGAGCCCGUACAUUGUGGAGUACAGAGAUUCUUGGGUGGAGAAGGGCUGCUAUGUGUGCAUCGUGAUCGGUUACUGCGAGGGAGGGGACAUGCUAGAGGCCAUUAAGAAGGCUAACGGCAGCCAUUUCCCGGAGGAGAAACUCUGUGUGUGGCUUGUUCAGCUCCUGAUGGCGCUUGAUUACCUGCAUGCCAGUCAUAUCCUUCAUCGAGACGUGAAGUGUUCAAAUAUAUUUCUUACAAAGGACCAAAAUAUACGGCUCGGUGAUUUUGGGCUGGCUAAAGUAUUGACUUCUGAUGAUUUAGCUUCAUCGGUUGUGGGAACUCCCAGUUACAUGUGCCCUGAGCUUCUUGCUGAUAUUCCAUACGGCUCCAAGUCCGACAUAUGGUCGCUAGGCAAGUACUCCUAUCUAAUAUUCAGUCACAUGUCUUGCUCUGAAUAUCGCAUUUUCCUCUUGGCUAAACAUCUGCAGCUUUCAGGAUGCUGCAUCUAUGAGAUGACUGCGCUGAAGCAUGCAUUCAAAGCAUUUGAUAUGCAGACACUGAUAAACAAGAUUAACAAGUCUGUCGUCGCUCCUCUACCGACUAUAUAUUCGGGUGCAUUUAGGGGCCUCAUCAAAAGCAUGCUGCGCAGAAAUCCGGAUCACAGACCAAGUGCUGCGGAUCUGCUAAACCACCCGCAUCUUCAGCCCUAUGUGUUGGAAAUCCAAUCGAAAUCAAGUCCGGCUCACAAUAUGUUCACAGCUAUACUUCCUAACAGACAUGAAAAAAACAAGACUGCAUGUUCUGAUGAUGAAGAAACUUGCAAACCCCAAUAUGUUAAGAGUCAUUCAUUUAAAGCACAGAGGAUUGUGGAACUUGACAAUGCCACUGCUAACAAUGGCCCUCCUCAGUCUACCAGAACAGCAAAAGAUUGUUCAGAACCGCUUCAUCAACAGAUGGGUCAGUUACCAGACCAGGUCACCAACGAAGUUGUCAAAGAAGCGAUGGAUGAUAAACAUUCAAAAGAAAAAGGAUCACCAGCACGUACCCCUCGAAGGGCGUCCUCUACUCCUAGGAGACGGCUAGAACCUGCAAAAACAUUUCAUGCUAGAACAGCUCACAAAGAGGAGCCUCCCCCAUCAGGAUCUUCAGUGGAUCAGACAAUACAAGCUACACGGCGAGCAUCACUUUCCCCACACAUGUUCAAAGCAGCUGAGAAGAGGCGAGUCGUCAACAUUCUCACCAAAUUGAAGUCUCCUGAUGUUUCAGUUAACGCACCUCGAAUCGACAGAAUUGCUGAAUUCCCACUGGCAUCCUCUGAAGAUCCGUUGUAUCCCAUCAUGAAGCUCUUGCCACCAUCUAUCACUGACAAAUCGAUCACCAAGGACAAAUGCACUUUCCAAGUGCUCCGGGGGGGCAGCGAAAGCCACACCAACACUCGUGAUCCGAACCUGCUCAGUAUCGACAAUAAUCAAGUCGGAAGUUCGUCCGAUUGGAGGCAGAAGAGGUUUGACACGACGUCCUACCGGCAGCGAGCUGAGGCUCUAGAGGGCUUGCUUGAGUUCAGUGCCCAGUUGCUCCAACAAGAGAGACUUCAGGAGCUGGGGAUCUUGCUAAAGCCUUUUGGGCCUGGGAAGGCGUCUCCAAGAGAGACAGCCAUAUGGUUGUCAAAGAGCUUCAAAGAAACGGGAUUAUAAGGAGAGGCCUCAGAAGGAAAACAUAAACCCACAAUAAUUUGCAUUUUAUUAGCUUCAGGCAGUACAGUUCCACUGUGUAAACACCCCACCCACCUCCCUUGUGGACCAGUACUCCAAUUUUCUGACCUGAAAUUGUCUUGUGAAUACAACCCCAAAACCAUGUUGACAUUUUGAGAAAAUAACAGUUCUUGGAUGUACUUCAAUACUACAAGUUAUCUGAAGAUUUUGCUGGCAUCUGAAUAAAGUUGUAAUUCGGCUGUUCAUGUUUUUGUAUUUCUAUAUUGAUAAGACUGUUUCAGUGUAGGCCCUUCUGCCUUGAAAGAUCACAUUCACAUGUAUAUGCAGCCGACACUUCUUCU